AACAGGAAUCACCCACUGUAAUUUCGGCUGUAAUUUUAUUGAAAUAACUGGUAACAGUUUCGCACCAUUGUACGAUUGUACGAUACGAGUCCCAGGUACCGUCCGUACGUACGUAUGAUACUGUUUUUUUUCGAGAGUUGAAUACAGAAUACACGCCACUCGAACUUCGUCAUCGACCGAUACAGAAUCAAUACGAUACAGUAACAACUGACAUGGACUCGGUCGUUCUUUGCAUUCCUCCCACCAAGUAGGAUCAACAGGAGUUUUCAUAACAUCUCAUCCGUCCAAUGUCAAGGCAAAGCCAAUAACAAUGAACGCUAGGAAAUCUCUGUGGUUAAAGAAAAAGAUGAUUCUAAGAUUGUCUUUCGUCACAUUUGUCUCUUUUCUUGUUUUGAUGACAAAUUUGUGGAAUGCCCCGCUAGUAUUUUCCUUCCAACAGCAACCACUUGCAAGCGGUGGAAGUGGGACUAGACUCGUUGGCAACAAUGGGAUUCGCUCGAUGUUUUUACAGCGUCCUCCGUCGUUAAUGGAUGUUGCAGUGAAGGUUCAAAGACCCAAUGUCUUGGAAAACGUAUCAUUGGAUUUAUACGUAAUGCGAAGUAUUCUUGCUCCCCUUUGGAACAAACUUAUUCAAAGCAGAAAUAAGAAAAAGAACGGGGAUUCCAACAGCGAUGAUGAUGAGACGAGCCUCCAAAGGAGUAACACUGAUUCUGUAGCAUUGAUCGAUGCAUGGGGGGAAGGAUUUGUCAAUGAAUUGGAUUACAGAGCCGAAGCUAAUGCAACGAAAGCUUUCACAAAAGCUAUGGAAGAACGCGGAUUGGGUUCAGUUGUAUUCGCACCCGAGGUUGUUGACGAAUUGUCGUCAAUGCAUGUUCUAACCACAAAAUGGGUUGAGGGGGAACGUCUUUCCACAAGUAACGAAGAUGACGUGCCGCGACUGUGCGGUGUGGCUCUCAAUACCUAUCUGACAAUGCUUUUGGAUACUGGCACCCUGCAUUGCGACCCGCAUCCAGGGAAUCUGCUGCGUACUCCAGACGGGAAGCUCUGUAUUUUGGAUUGGGGAAUGGUCCUUAACGUUCCGAACGACCUGCAGUUGUCGCUCUUGGAAUUUAUUGCCGAUUUGAAUGCUGAAAAUUACGAAGAUGUCCCCGACGAUCUGGUCAAACUGAAGUUCGUCCCAGAAGAUAAAAUCGACGAUUUACGAAAGAGUGGAUUGACUGUGGGAAUUGCGAAGAUGUUGACUCUGGCUGCAGAAGGUGGUGGGCCCAAAGGAGCCAUGAAACGCAUGGUAGCUCAAAACAAGGAGAAGUACGCCGAGGCCUUGAAGGAUUUUGAUGAUCUUGAUAGCGAAGAAGCAACAAAAGAGCGUCAAAGGUUAUUUCAAGAAGACUGGAAAAAGCAAAUGGUUGAGGAUGCUAUGUCGCGGGAAGAAGGUAGUGCAGCGUCUACAUCGACCACCGUGGACCUAACGACUAAGAUAGAAUCCAUGCGGCAGCAAAAUACAGAUGUAUUUGCAAUUCCUGAUUAUUUCGUAUACAUGUCCCGAGCUUUCGCCACACUAGAAGGAAUCGGGUUGUCGUCCGAUGAAAAUUACUCCAUUUUGAAGGAAUGCUAUCCGUAUCUUGCGAAAAGGCUUUUGUCGGAUGAUUCAGAGCGUGCAAGAAAGGCCCUCCGAACUUUAUUGUACGGCAGGGACGGGAAGGAGUUGAAUCUGACAAAACUGAGAGAGUUAUCCGACGGAUUAGAGAGCUAUUCCGCAUCUACGUCUAGUGUAGAAAGUGGGAAUCUGACGAGUGACAAUAGCGAGGGACGCAAUGCUGCAAUCGAGCAAGUGGCCAAUGUAGUCCUUAGUGAAGAUUCCAAUUAUGUGCAGGAGGUUUUGUUGCGGGAAACGGCUGUUGCAUUGGACGCAACUGUCAGAGACGCCGUCACCAGUCCGCUUGCACCAAUCAUCAGGAAUAUUCCUGUCACUAUUGAUGUAGACGGUGGGGCUUCUACAGCCCCUCCUCCGGCGAUCCUUCGUCCAUUUACCCUUCCAUUCGAGUUGGCAAAGGCUUCAUUUGAUUUGCAAUCCGUAGAUGCAAUUGACGAGAGACGUCUUGAAAAUGUUCGCAUUUUAAGGAAUCUUGUUUCUGGCUCGAAUCAAGACCAGUCUUCCACGAACAGCCAGAACAAUAUUAGUCCUGCUGGUGCUCCUGCCACAGAGACGAUUGGCAAGUUAGCUAGAGAAGCAGGAAAACGUCGACUAGCUCUUGCCCGUAUAGGAGUUCGAUUUGGUGGGACCAUGGCAUCCGUGCAAGCCGAGCGGUUGCGAGAACGGUCAAUAUCUGCCAGCCACCAAAAAGAUCGCAACGUGGCUGAGAUUUCUAAGAUCCUGGCGUCCAAUGGAGCGGAAAGACUGGAGGCAUUAGCGGACGCCUUCAGCUCAUUCGACAACGAAUUGGCAAGGAGAGGAAAGUGAAACUUAGGGCGGUCGAAAAAUCUUAUUUCCUACUGGCGUUCUAAGCGAUUUCUUCCUAUGAAAUCUGCUUCAAGUAAAAUCGAAGUACAGAUGAGAAGAUAUUACUGAGAGUGAUUGGCCAUUGUUUGCAAGAAGUUGCUAUUUCAUGUAGUUUCUUCCUUUAUUUUUCAAAUUAAUAGACAUAGAGUUAAAUGAAACAAACUUUGUAGUUCCUAGAAGUGGGACAGAAACAGGCACAAUCGACUGAAUACCUUCGCCGCCUGGCAACACUAACGUAUAUAAGUGACUUUUUCCAGCUUGAAAAGCCUAUGCGUUAAAAGCCUGUUCAAAGUCGGCCUUGAUAUCCUCCAGAUCCUCAUAGCCAACCGAGACGCGGAUCGAGGCGGGCUUGAUCCCAGCAGCAGCUUGCUGGUCAGCGUUGAGUUGCUGGUGCGUCGUAGCGGAUGGUUGAAUCACGAGCGUUCGAGAGUCGCCGACGUUGGCAAGAUGGGCGCACAUCUUCAAAUUGGUGACGAAGCUUGAUCCUUUCGCCUUCUCGUCAUCGGGAUCCUCUCCCUUCAACUCAAAGCAGAAAACUGACCCAAAGCAUCCGGGGCGGAAGUACUUUUUAGCCUUCUCAUGGGAUGGAUGGGAAGGAAGAGAGGGAUGGAGGACAGAACCCUCCUUCACCUUCGGAUGGGUUGACAGCCACAACGCAAGUUCGUUGGCAUUCUCGCAAUGGGCCUUCGCUCGAAGAGAGAGUGUCUCGAUCCCCUGGAUGAGCUGCCAUGCAUUGAAUGGAGAGAUGCAUCCUCCCAUAUCGCGAAGCGUCUUGACACGUGCUAGAAGAAUGAAAACCGUGUUGGUCGCCUUGACCCCAAAGAUUGGGUGCUCUGCGAAGACUCCUCCGUGAUACGAUUCCUGAGGACCACCGAUGAGUGGAAACUUGAGUGAGCCGUCGGCGUUUUUCACACACCAGUCGAAAGAGGAACCAUCAACGAUGAUUCCUCCGAUGGAAGUUCCGUGCCCACCGAUCCAUUUAGUGGCCGAUUCUACCACGAUGUCAGCACCAAGUUUGAGCGGACGACAUGCGUAACCUCCCAUGCCAAAAGUGUUAUCACACACGAUAGGGAUUUUUGCCUCUGUGGCAAUCUCCUUGAUUGCAUCGAAAUCCGGAAUCGUUCCGCUCGGAUUGGCGAGUGUCUCGAUGUAAAUGGCCUUAGUUUUGUCGUCGAUGAGGCUCUUUACUUGAUCAAGGUCGGAGACGUUGGCAAACCUGGCUUCGAUUCCAAUGUGCUUGAAGGAGUAAGCAAACUGUGUGAAAGAGCCUCCAUAUAGCUCAGAAGCAGUGACGAAAUUGUCUCCCGCCUGCAUGAAGGUCAUUAAGGCAUGCAUUUGCGCCGACAUGCCCGAGGCUACAGCAAGAGCACUUGGGAGGGUGGUAGCGUUGUCGCAAUCUCCAUGCGCCGGGCAAGGAGCCCCCUCGAGCUUGGCCAUUUUAUAUUCCAGUACAUGCGUCGUGGGAUUCAUCAGACGUGUGUAGAUCGGCCCCAAUUCUGACAGACUGAAGAGACUGGCCCCAUGCUCCGAUGACUUGAAUUCAAAGGAUGUUGACUGGAAUAUUGGUGGCGCACGCGCUCUGUUGUCUGUGUCCAGUUUGUGCCCAUGGUGAAGCAUGGUUGUGGAAAAUCCCUCACCAUCGUCGACGUAUGGGUUUGUUUCAGGCAUGGUCUUCAGUUGUCAAUCCUUUGCAAAGAUGGAGAUCAAAAUGUCAAUAUGAGAGGAUACAGCGAGUACGUUCUGUAGAAUAAGAUCUGGAGAAACGA
Molecule: messenger RNA, 4266 nt
Organism: Pseudo-nitzschia multistriata
Lineage: Eukaryota; Bacillariophyta; Bacillariophyceae; Bacillariales; Bacillariaceae
Source: the annotation of a GenBank genome assembly